AUGCCGCCCCCAAACUUCCAUGAGCAUAUUCAGGUGGAUACGAGUGAUGAGGACUCACUCUACGAUGCCGAAUCCAUAGCGGAUUCCAACAUGUCAUUUGCGUCGUCUGUGCGAGAUUACUACUACGAAAAUGGUCGUCGGUACCAUGCCUACCGCUACGGCCAGUAUCCCAUCCCCAACGACGAGGAGGAGCAAGAUCGCCUCGCCAUCACACACCACCUCUUCAAGCUCCUCAUUGGAGGCGACCUGUAUCGAACGCCUCUCCUACAGCAGGGCUCCCCGAAGCGAAUCCUCGACAUUGGCACGGGAACCGGGAUCUGGGCGCUGGAGGUCGCCGAGGAAUUCCCAGAGGCCGAGAUCAUCGGCACUGACCUGAGUCCCAUUCAGCCAAACUUCUCGCCGCCCAAUUGCACAUUCAUCAUCGACGACGCAGAGAGCGAUUGGGCAUUUACGAAAGAUGAAGCCUUUGAUUUUAUUCACUCCCGAUCAAUGGGCGGUGGCAUUGCCGACUGGCAACGUCUACUUCAGCAGGCGUAUAACCACCUCAAACCAGGUGGCUGGAUCGAGUUCCAAGAGUACGAAGCAACCAUACACUCGGACGACGGCACACAUGUAAAGGCACCAAUGCUGUUAGAUCUAGCAGCGACACUAGACGAAGCGAGUCAAAAAUUCGGGAAGCGCGUGAACGUCGCGCCCUCGCUUUCCGAGUGGCUGGAGGCGGCUGGAUUCACAAAUGUCACAGUCGACAUCUACAAAUGUCCGGUAGGCUCAUGGGCCAAGAGCCCGCGGCUGAAAGAGAUCGGUCGCGUCGGCAGGAUAUCGUUGACCGAGGCUAUCGAGCCAUAUUCCCUAGCUCUCUUCACCCGGGUGCUUGGCUGGUCCUUUGAGCGGGCGCAAGACUACGUCAACAAAUGUCGCCAGGAAGCGAUGAACUCCUCGUGCCAUAUAUAUGUGCUGUUUUACUACGUUUAUGCUCAACGACCCGUGAACGACUCAUGA
This is a messenger RNA of Aspergillus calidoustus, 999 nucleotides long. The record is from the annotation of a GenBank genome assembly. Lineage: Eukaryota; Fungi; Ascomycota; Eurotiomycetes; Eurotiales; Aspergillaceae.